This is a messenger RNA of Megalops cyprinoides (Indo-Pacific tarpon), 2810 nucleotides long. Its product is annotated as vasodilator-stimulated phosphoprotein-like. NCBI's taxonomy places the organism in Eukaryota, Metazoa, Chordata, Actinopteri, Elopiformes, Megalopidae. The transcript is spliced from 14 exons. The record is from RefSeq and is a predicted model, not a curated record. Bases 270 to 1523 code for a protein of 417 amino acids. Gene Ontology annotation, biological process: actin cytoskeleton organization; neural tube closure; positive regulation of actin filament polymerization. Gene Ontology annotation, molecular function: profilin binding; SH3 domain binding.
UGUUCACAGCCAUUGACCAAAGCGUCGGAAGGAUUGAAACGUUAUGAAAAUUACACGAAAUCAUAUUCAAAAGCGGAAAAAAUAGCCUGUCCUUCCGAAAGGUUAUUUAGAGAGAGAUAAGUAUAGCUAUUGAUUGGAGCUGACAAGUGUGCUCCGCUAACCUACUGUAACGCUACUCACUUUUACUCGCCCACGACAAAGACCAGGAAAUUGUCAAGAUCUAACACCGAAAACACAGCGGGGGAGAGGACCUGCGCUCUAACCUAACAAUGAGCGAGUCCAGUAUCUGCCAGGCCCGGGCCACUGUAAUGACCUACGACGAUGGCAGUAAGAAGUGGGUCCCAGCCGGCACAGGUCCCCAGGCCUUUAGCAGGGUGCAUAUCUACCACAACUCUGCCUCCAACACCUUUAGAGUGGUGGGACGAAAGUUGCAGACAGACCAGCAGGUGGUGAUAAACUGCCCAAUCAUGAAGGGACUUAAGUACCAUCAGGCCACUCCCAGCUUCCACCAAUGGCGGGAUGCACGGCAGGUGUGGGGACUCAACUUCAGCGGCAAGGACGAGGCAAUGCUGUUUGCCAACAGCAUGAUGCAUGCCCUGGAAGUGCUCAGCGGAGCAGCAGGCGCAUCCUCUCUCCCACGCCCUGUGCAGAAUGGACCCUCCCCUGAGGAGCUGGAACAGCAGAGGAGACAGGAGCAGCAGAGACAGGAGCAGCUGGAGAGAGAGCGCAUUGAGAGGGAAAGACAGGCAGCAGCAGCUGCUGCCCCUCCAGCUGCUCCACCUGCCCCACCUGCACCCCCAGGAGGCCCCCCACCCCCUCCAGGCCCACCUCCCGCCCCAGGGCCCCCACCGCCACCAGGACCCCCUCCUCCACCUGGAAGUGGACCUCCUCCUCCUCCACCCCUUCCCUCUGGUGGAGGUGGAGGAGGAGGUGAAGGUGGUGGAGACAGUGGUGGUGGAGGUGGGGGUUUGGCUGCAGCCCUUGCUGGGGCCAAACUACGCAAAGUGGCCAAGGAUGACAGUGGUGCUGCAGCCCCGGCAGAGAGCAACCGCAAUAGCGCACCACCACCAUCAGGGGGGGGAGGAGGAGGAGGAGGAGGAGGAGGAGGAGGAGGUGGAGGCCUUAUGGGAGAGAUGAGUGCCAUCCUUGCACGACGGAGGAAAGCUGCAGAUACAAAGCCCCCAGAAAAGACUGAAGAGCCAAGUAAUGAGCAGUCUGAGUCCUCACCAACAAAGCCAGCUGGUCAAAGUGAUACUGUUAAGAAACCUUGGGAAAAAAGUGCACCCAUUCCAAGGUCUAACUCCACUCCCAAGAGUCAGGAAUCCACUCCCACCUCUUCUGUCCCUCCAUCCUUGUCCAGGGUAAAGCAGGCAGGUGGUAAUAAAGACAACGGAAGCAUUGGAGACUCUGACAUGGAGAGAAUCAAACAGGAAAUCCUGGAGGAAGUACGCAAAGAGCUGCAGAAAGUCAAAGAGGAAAUUAUUGGAGCAUUGAUUCAGGAGCUGCAGAAGAGAGACACAUAGUCCUGCAGGAUCAAGAUAACUAGACCAUUGCAGAGGGAUGGUGGGAGGAAAGGAUAGAUGGAGAGUGGAGUUUCAUUAGAGCCUUCAUCUUCCUCCUGCAGUACCCAGGGAUUUGUCCUUCUCUCCUGUCCCUCAGUCUUUUCUCUCACUUUACAACAUACAUUCAAACACACUCCAGUGCACCUACACACACACACACACACACAAAUUCAUCCCAGGGAAUUUUUCUGAGAGCACACUUGCCAAGCUGUCCUUCCCUUAUACACCCACAGUUUCAGAUUGACUGCUGUAACCAAAACAAAACUCUUUCUCUCGCCAUCUGCCACAGCCUUAUUUCUUCAUUAUAUUACAGUGUUCAGAAAAUAUCACAGAUCUUAACAGUAACAAUGCACAAGUCACCAUGUGUGACUCUACAUUCCUAUCCCCCACCUAACUGAAAGAAUUUCAGCUGCAGAUGCACUAUUCUCAAAAGAAACUAGUUUUUAAUAUUUGUUUAUCUUUGAAGUAAGUUGCUGGGGUAGACUUCUCAGGAAAAAGAUGAGUUGUGAGUGCAGCGCUGGAUGCAAGGGCUAUCUGUGUGAUAGUGUUUGAAGCUUGUAGAGACAUUUCCAGAUGAAAUGUUUUUGGCCUCAAAUAAGCUGAGGUUACCUGGUUACCUCUAGGUACGUGGCUUCACUCAUCUUCACUCCUCUCAAUUUUUUUUUUUACCUCAGGGAUUAGCAGAAUCAGCAUACACCCAAUGUUGAAGCCACUAGGAGCAACAAUGAGGUGCCAUAGACCACCUUUAUUCAAAGGGAUUCCUUAAGUGUCUUGCUUGGGGAUAAUGGCUUGCAACAAUGGAAUUGUAAAAAAAAUGUUGAUGUUCAAGAAUAGAUGAGUCCUUUUAUGAGAAGUGGAGGGGUGGGGCCUGUAGUUUGGAAUGUGUCACUUGGCAUGAAUGCUAAGAACAGGUAAUUUCCUUAGGCUCAGUCCUGUGCAUGAGAUCUGUGUGUGUCUACCUGUACUGCUGUGGAUCAGCUGAGUGCAAUCCUGUCUGUUUUCCCCCUAGUGUGACUGAGACUCAUGGCUCACACAGUGAUUCUAAUCUGUGCUUCUAUUCAGUUCUUUCUUUGACUUGACUUUGACUUGUUUUUUCUAUAUAAAUGUACAUUAAAAUAUAGAAAAUAAAAAGAACUUGGUCAUGGCCUGAUAUGAAUAUGUAUAUGUUUUUUGAGAAAUUAAAACAAAUUAGAAAUACUGUUUUGAGUGAGACACCCUGAUAAUGUUUAAUAUUUUUGUUAUUGAUGU